Pocillopora damicornis (cauliflower coral) is the source of this 2864-nucleotide messenger RNA. Its product is annotated as endothelin-converting enzyme 1. The record is from RefSeq and is a predicted model, not a curated record. Gene Ontology annotation, biological process: protein processing. Gene Ontology annotation, molecular function: metalloendopeptidase activity. Lineage: Eukaryota; Metazoa; Cnidaria; Anthozoa; Scleractinia; Pocilloporidae. Gene Ontology annotation, cellular component: plasma membrane.
GUGGUCGGCUAGUGAUCUUGACAGAAUCACUGGAAAGAAAACAAACAAGUGCGUGCCAUGCAUUGAUACACUCCAGCCUUUUAUGCAAAUUUUAUUCGGCCGCAAUUAUCACAGAGAUAAACAUAGUCUUCUGCGAGAGCAAUUAGUCUUCUGAGCAAGCGAAAAACCACCGGCGUGUUACGGCACCGGCAUAGAGCAUUUUCCACGGUAGUUGAGCAAAACACAUUACUAUUGGCGCAAAAAUGAAGAUGAUUCCAACAGAUCAGGAUGAUGUAGUGUUCAAAGAGCUACCAUACAGACAGAAAGCCAAGAGGAUCAUAAUGGCGCUUGCCGUAAUCAUUAUCCUGUUGUUCAUUCUUUGUGUCAUCUUUAUCGUAUUAUUUGCAAUGAAGAAAACCAAAACUCAGGAAGAAAAAGGGCAUGAAGAAUCGGUCCAAAAGACUUGUGCCUCAAAAGAAUGCUUGUUCGCUGCUGUUGACAUGUUAAAGCAGCUUAACCAGACUGUUGACCCAUGCGAGGAUUUUUACGAAUAUGCCUGUGGAGGUUGGGAAACUGAGAAUGCUCUGAAGCCUGGGGAGACCCACGUGACUGGAUUCGCAUUGGUCAAAGGGAAAAGUUACCAAGUCCUUAGAGAAGCACUGGCAAAUGCAGAGAAAAAUUACUCAACAAACGAAGCUGUCAUGAAGACCGUCAAGUUUUAUAACGUCUGUAUUGACAAGCCGUCGGUUGAGGCCCGAGGGGAUGGUCCGCUCAAAAAGCUGAUCGUUGAGAUGGGCGGAUGGCAUGUGACGGGUAACAUGACACCUCUUUCAUCCAUGAACAUCAUAGAAAGUAUUGGCAAAGUGUCCAGGGAACUGUUUAUAAAGCCAUUUGUCGAUGUGACAGUGUUUAUUGAUCCCCAUGAUUCAAACAAGCACAUUUUACAGUUUACACCGGGAGAGCUAGGAAUGCUUCGCUCAUACUACACAAAGAAUACUUCCGAUUCUCAAACAAUUCGGGAAGCUUACAAGACGUACAUGAAGACCAUCGCCAAAUAUCUAGGAGGAGGCCCGGACUCUGAUAACCAGAUGAUGAAAGUUUUUGACCUGGAGACCAAGAUAGCGAGUCUGGGUCAAGAUGGGGAAGACGGCUCCAUCAUAGAAACGCUAAAGAGAGACUUGCCCCCCGGAGCGAUAGUCAUGGACCUCAGAGUAACACUGGAACAGAUCAGCAAUACAACAGAGAUAGACGUUGAAGAAAUUGUUGCUCUGGUAAACGCAGUUUUUAAGAGGCAAAAGCGUACAUUCCAGAAAGACGAAAAAGUGAUUGCAUACCCCCCGGAGUAUUUCACGGAGCUUUUUUCGCUCUACAGAAACGUCGUCAAAUCAGACCCAGAGGUUCUCGUCAAUUACAUUAUGUGGCAAGUCAUCAAUAACUUCGUGAAGAUAAUGCCCCAAAAAUACAGAGAUGCCAGGGAAAUGGUCAGCGUCGCCAUCGCAGGCAACAUGACAAGAUAUCCUUGGGAGCAGUGUAUUGAUGGUAUGCAGCAGGUAUUUGGAAUGCCUCUCGGGUUGCUGUUCGUGGAUGCUUCGUUUGACGAAGGAAGCAAAGCUACAAUAACACAAAUGACAGAGCUGAUCAAAGAAGAAUUUAUCAGCGGCCUAGACUCACUGAAAUGGAUGUCUUCCGAGACAAAAAAGAACGCAAGAAUAAAGGCAAACGCAAUUGUUCAAGAUAUUGGCUACCCCGACUUUAUAAAGGAUCCUUCCAAGCUAGCUGCAAAGAUUAAAGAUCUGACAGUUGGUGAACAUCUCUUUGAGAAUACAAGGAACGUAUUAACGUUUGUAGCAGACGAAACAUACGGUUCAUUGGACAAGCCUGUGGAUAGGGACCAAUGGUACAUGGGUCCAUCUCAAGUGAAUGGCUACUACUCACCCAGGCAAAAUCGAAUCGUGUUCCUGGCGGCCAUUCUGCAACCACCUUUCUACAAUCCAAAGUACCCUAAGUAUUUUAACUAUGGUGGAAUUGGUAUGGUGAUUGGGCACGAGGUCACUCAUGGAUUCGACGGUUCAGGAAGACUAUUUGACAAGGAUGGCAAUUUAAACAACUGGUGGUCGAUUAAAUCAUUUUUGGGAUUUUUAUUACGAACAAAAUGCCUUUCGGAACAAUAUUCACAAUUUGACGUUUUUGGGAAGAAGGUCGACGGCAACCAGACGCUGAACGAAAACAUAGCCGACAAUGGCGGAAUCAAAUUGGCUUUUAAUGCUUACAAAUCGUUGGUCGCGAAAGAAGGCACUGAGGGAGCCCUCCCUGGGCUUGGUUUAACAGAAGAACAAUUAUUUUUCAUCGGUUUUGCUCAGCCAUGGUGUAGUAUUUACAAGAAAAAGGCAGCCCUUCUCCAGCUUGAGACAGACUCACAUACCUUCCCCAAGUACAGGAUCCUUGGUCCUCUUCACAACUACGAUAAAUUCGCAGAGGCAUUCAAGUGUAAACCAGGAUCUCCUAUGAAUCCUGCAAAAAAGUGUUCUCUUUGGUGAUUCAAAGUCUCAAGAUAGCACUUAGCAUUUAUCAUGAGAAGACUUUCUUCCUUAGUCCAAAGAUAAGGAUUAUUGGACAAAGAGUAAAGCUCUGUCAGUGGCCAGUCAGUGUAAUCCUCCAACUACUUCCUUAAUGAUAGAUCCACGAGAUGUUUUGAAGUUUCUUACAGGUUGUAAUUUUUUUUCGUAAGUCAGAUUCAGUUAAUAGAUAUAGUUUUAUAAUUUUGGAAGUUAUUUCUAUUCUGCACGAAAUAGUUUUCUCAUUAAGUACGUUCAUUUGUAUUUAAGCAAGUAAAAUAUAGGUUGUUUUAAAAAAAUUUGAAUUUGAUUAAAAAAAACUGUUGCGUU